AUGAACAUCAACGGAUUGUUCGCUCAUACGCUGACAGACCUCAUUCGAGGAAUUCGCCAGAACAAGAAAAACGAACAGGCUUAUAUUGCAAAGGAGAUUGCUGACAUUCGACUCGAGUUACGACGCAAUGACCCAGACCUCAAGGCGCAAGCCAUUGCCAAACUUACCUAUCUUCAAAUGAUGGGAUACGACAUGUCUUGGGCAUCCUUUCAUGUGGUUGAGGUCAUGUCAUCACCAAAGUUCCUAUACAAGAGCAUAGGAUAUCUUGGAGCGGUUCAAUCAUUUACCCAGGAAACAGAUGUGCUCAUGCUUACGACCAAUCUCAUCAAAAAGGAUCUUGCUUCCUCUAACCCAUGCGAAGUAGGAGUGGCUAUCAAUGGAUUAUCACAUAUCCUUACCCCAGACUUGGCACGCGACCUUUGUGCGGACCUUGUCUCUAUGCUCAACCAUUCUCGCCCGAUCAUCCGUAAAAAAGUCUUGCUAGUACUUUACAAAGUCUUUUUGAAAUAUCCAGAAGGUUUGCGCUUGAGUUUCUCGCGUAUGAAGGAUCGUUUGGAUGACCCUGAUCCAUCUGUCGUAUCUGCUGCUGUCAACGUAAUAUGUGAACUGGCGCGUCGCAAUCCCAAGAAUUAUCUUUCGCUGGCUCCACAGCUCUUCAAGCUACUAACGACAUCCUCAAACAAUUGGAUGCUUAUCAAGAUCAUCAAACUAUUUGCAGCAUUGACACCCUAUGAACCUCGUUUGACAAAAAAGCUUUUACCACCCAUUACGACUCUUAUUCAGACAACACCCGCCAUGUCCUUAUUAUACGAGUGCAUUCAUACAGUCAUUGCAGGUGGUAUGUUAGUCACAAGCGGAUCUGGAAGUAAUGUUGAAAGCGCCAAUACCUUGGCGGCCACCUGUGUCAGCAAGUUACGAACGUUCCUAGAGGAUCCGGAUCAAAAUUUGAAAUAUAUCGGACUAUUGGCAUUGACCAAGAUCCUCCCUACACACCCUCAUCUUGUUGGAGAACACAAGGAUAUUAUUUUGAAAUGCAUUGAUGACCCAGAUAUUUCUAUCCGCAUGAGGACAUUGGAUUUGAUUGUGGGAAUGGCCAACAAGAAAAAUUUGACCGAGAUUGUCAAACGUCUGAUUAAUCACUUGCUCCCAGCGAAUGAUCACAGCCAGGAGAUCUCUGCCAUCAACAAUGCUAAUAACAAUGGCAGUGCUAUGAGUGCAUUGAUGGAUCCUUCCUAUCGUGCUGAUAUCGUACGCAGGAUCGUGCUUAUCUGUUCUCAAAACUCGUAUGCGAACGUGAGCAACUUUGAAUGGUAUCUGGCAGUGCUCUCGGAUUUGACCAAUGUUGCUGGAGUGAAUGUUGGUAAUUUGUUGAUGCAACAGUUCAUGGAUGUCGGAGUUCGUGUCAAGAGCGUGCGGCCGUAUACUGUGCGAUUAAUGGUUCCAUGGUUGACGGGCGAGUAUUGCGCUCUGCUUGAUUCUCCAGAGACAGCAUUGGAGCUCUUGACUCAAAAGUCGACUUGUAAGCUUGAACCACCUAUUCAAGCGACCUAUCUACAGAGUAUACUGAAGAUCUUUGGUUACUGGAUGAAUAGCCUUCAAUACUCAUGGAAUGAGGAAGCCCGACAACAAUUAAUCGAAACUAUCGACUCGCUUCGCAAGGCUGUUAAAGACAUGUUCAGUCGUAGUCCUGAUCUGGAGGUUCAAGAGAGAGCCUCCAACGUGUCUGUGAUUUUGGAAAUCAUCUCUGAACAUGCGCCGCGAACACCACUCAAGGUUGAGAAUUCAGUUUCUUUUGCACCGACAAUGCCCAAACCCCCCGCUAUCCUUGGCUCACUCUAUCCUCUUUUCUUUAAUCUUGAGCUCAACCCUGUUGCACCUAAAGCUCAAAGGAAGGUUCCUGUCCCUGAAGGACUUGAUUUGGAAGCCUGGAUCCAUGAACCUGCUCCAGAACCUGUAUCAGAAUCCUCAGACGAUGAUUUCUUGAAUGAAGCCAGUUCUUCGUACGGAUAUGGAUGGAGUGGCCAAGGAGCGACUCCUGGUAACAGAAAGAAGAAGGGUAAGAAGAACCAGGAUCAGGAGGACUCCAAGGAAAGUGCUGAAGCCAGAGCUAAGAUAAUGGAGCGUGAAGAUGUUGAAUCUUAA
Messenger RNA from Lobosporangium transversale, 2142 nucleotides. RefSeq names its product adaptin N terminal region-domain-containing protein. Lineage: Eukaryota; Fungi; Mortierellomycota; Mortierellomycetes; Mortierellales; Mortierellaceae. The transcript is spliced from 9 exons. Gene Ontology annotation, cellular component: endosome membrane; membrane coat; AP-3 adaptor complex. The coding region runs from base 1 to 2142 and encodes 713 amino acids. Gene Ontology annotation, biological process: protein targeting to vacuole; Golgi to vacuole transport. The record is from RefSeq and is a predicted model, not a curated record.